Corythoichthys intestinalis (scribbled pipefish) is the source of this 4522-nucleotide messenger RNA. RefSeq lists its product as uncharacterized. NCBI's taxonomy places the organism in Eukaryota, Metazoa, Chordata, Actinopteri, Syngnathiformes, Syngnathidae. The coding region runs from base 689 to 4408 and encodes 1239 amino acids. Gene Ontology annotation, cellular component: microtubule. Gene Ontology annotation, biological process: microtubule-based movement; microtubule depolymerization. Gene Ontology annotation, molecular function: ATP binding; microtubule binding; microtubule motor activity. The record is from RefSeq and is a predicted model, not a curated record. The transcript is spliced from 15 exons.
AAUUGUGCCGUGGUGAAACGCGUCCCAACGCUCCAAAUUGUGUAUGCCACUUUCAUUAUCGUCCGUCUGAAUAUUUUUUUCCACAAUAAAUAAAUUUAAAAAAAGAUAACACACACAUCACUGGCCACCACAGUUCUGACUUUGUUCGUACACUGAGUACUGUACAGGAAUGUAUUUUUUUUAACAUCGUAAUUUGCAUCUCCUUAAACUACUUGGCUGAUUGAUGUAAUCUUUUUUAUUGGAUUAUCUUCUUUUUCGCUCGUCUCAAAGACGGGAAAACCGUCGCCAUAGAGACCAAAUGAUUAGAAAUAGUUUUUCUUGUCAACACGCAUUGUCACAAGGUGGCGAUUUUAUGUUUCUUUGACUAUGUAAUGUGCUACCUUUACAAUUUCGAAGUCAAAAGGCACGCAUAUCAUAACGUGCCUCUAUGUCGUCCAAUGCACUUUUCGGACAUCACCGGACCUCAAAAUCGUGGGAACACUUUUUUAUCGGCCUUCUUCCUUCAGUGUGUAUGGGUUUUUUACAUGAAGCCCACUCAGUUUUGUGAUGACACCGUGGUCGACUUUAUUAAUUGACAGAAGGCACAAAGGAGGGACAUCGGCAGGGACACAUCACCUUAGCAACGUAAUCAAAGUAAGAGAUUUCCUCUCGCCAGGGUCCCUGGAGGUGAGGUGAAGACCAUCCAGUCAUGUUACUGAGCCUAUUUGACUGCCUCAAGUUGGUGGGCCUUCAGCGCCUUCACGAGCGCUUCAUUUCCCAGGGAAUACGCCAUGCAAUCCACCUUUUAGCCCUCACGUCGGAGAACCUGCCCCUCCUGGAGAUCCAUUCAGCUGAGGACAAAAGGCGACUCUUCAAGCUGCUUCACCUGGUCAGAACACUACAGAAGGAGGGGCUGCCAAUUGACGAUGGGGCAGACGAUCAAGAUGUGCCCCGCAAGCGUCCUGCGCAGCACAGCAACCAAAAAGCAGGAAACACCAGGCCAGACAUUAGUAAACGAUUAUUUGCAUACUCAGCACCGCCACCCCUGAAAAAUGUCACGCACCAGCCCGACAGUCACCAGCAACCGAGACACAGAACUGCAUUUAAGAGGCACACGGACAAAGCAAGUCAUCCGAUGCCUGUUUACGAAGCCAAGAGAAAACCAGGGUACAACUACGGGCUACCUCUCCAGACUGCUUCCACAAAAAAGCAAACCCAUGGGCCGAGGAUCAUCGUUUGUGUGAGAAAAAGACCUCUGACGCUUACUGAAAAAAAGAAGGGUGAAGCAGAUGUCGUGAUAACACCAAGCGCAGAGUGUGUGAUUGUGGAAGAAGGCAAAGAAGCUGUGGAUCUCACUCAAUACAUUCUACAGCACCCGUUCUACUUUGAUCAAGUUUUUGGAGAGUAUCAUACGAAUGAGGAAGUGUAUAAGAAAACUGCAUAUCCCCUGGUGCAGCAUAUGCUUAAUGGUGGGAAGGCCACUUGCUUUGCAUUUGGCCAGACAGGCGCAGGCAAGACUCACACCAUGAUGGGUUCCGCUCCUGGGGAAGCAGGUCUAUAUGUGCUGGCGGUCCAUGACAUCUUUGCCCACCUCUCAAGAACACACAGCCCAUUGUUGGUGUACAUCAGCUUCUGUGAGAUCUAUUGUCGCCAGCUUUAUGACCUGCUCAACAACAGGAAAAGAUUGUUUGUGAGGGAGGAUGGUCACAACGUGGUGCAUAUUGCAGGACUUUUUGACGUCAGAGUGGGCUCGAUCGACUCACUGCUGAAGGUGAUUUCACAGGGUUUAACCGCACGCAAAAAAAGGGUCAGCGGUGUCAAUCCGCUCUCGUCUCGGUCCCAUGCCUUGCUUCAGAUUCAGCUCAGAUCCCCCAACCAGCAAAUCAUUGGCAGAAUGUGGUUCAUCGACUUGGCGGGAAGUGAGCGCGCAUCGGACACCACAGCGACUGACUGGCAGACUCGAAUGGAGGGAGCUGAGAUUAACCAGAGUUUAUUAGCUCUUAAAGAAUGCAUCCGCUCCCUUGAUCAAGAGCAGCGACACACACCUUUCAGGCAAAGCAAACUCACUCAGGUCUUAAAAGAUUCAUUUCUUGGCAACUCCAUGACUUGCAUGAUAGCUAACAUUUCACCCGGUCACGUUGCUACAGAGCACACGCUGAACACACUGAGAUAUGCUGACCGUGUGAAAGAGUUAAGGGGUCGUGGCGGAGAAUGCACAAACACAGUGCCUUCCAAAUGCAACGCCGUUGGGAAGAGUCUCCCUAAGAAGCCGAAGAUGGGGCCACCUCGACCUUCUUUUUGCGCUGUUUCAUCUACCUCAAGGAAACACACGGGUUGUGACGUCCAGUGUCCUCCACCUAAAAGCAACAGAUCCGAGGAAGGAAGAGCCGGUAGAACCAAAUCCAUGAUUGGACCUGCAGAAGCAAGGAACUCACUAGAAAAAGGCGAUGGGGGUCACAGUUGUGGCAAUGAAAACAGAAGGUUUAACAUGUCUACGGAUGCGUCAAGUGAGGCACAAAAGGAGUUAACGGAAGGAGAUAAAGAUGCUGCGAUGGUAAAUGAGGAGAUGCAGCAGCACUUGCGCCACUAUCACAGACAGCUUCAGAUGUUUGUGCCAUUCUCUGUCUCGUUACCUUCCUCCAGCUGCCAAUCUAUCUCUUCCUCUACCACAUCCAGUGGUUGUCUCAAGUUUUCUGACCGUCCGGGUUUGAAAGACGCCCCAGCUGUGUAUGACAGUGGGAUUGGAGCUAGUGAUUCAUUCAGAGAAGAUGGGACGAAAAAAGUACAGAUUAGAAGUUUGUCUAACCUGGAACAGGCCGACACUGCAAUGGAUGUGGCUGUUGUGUCCUUCAACUCUCAAGAGAAUAGAGAUGACUCACUUGAAAUGGAUCCCUCGCUUGACGGGCUGUGGACCGAUUGUUUAAUGUCGGUCAACAACACCUGUGGAUCGCCACCUCUUCAUCUACGGAAUCAAGAGGUGCAAUUCACCCAACCUAUCUCAUCAGUUUGUGGAUUUAAGAGUGGAGCCCAAGCUCCCCAGGAACAGAAAAGCCUAGCUAGACUGUUACAAAAUACUCAGGAACACAAAGUAAAGGAAGUACACAAAUAUCCAGAAGAUAAGGCUAAAAUGUUUAAGGAUGAUGCAUCAAGCAUCUCCCUACAAGCCAUUGUACCAACGGUUCAAGAAAAUCAGAUCAGUAGCCAUCAGGAGUCACUUAAACAGGUAAUGAAUAAAGACAGAGAAGCCAAGUUCCGAUCUUCCACUUUUGACACCAAAUUAGUAAAUAGGUACAUCAUAAAUGAGGAUCGCACAUAUGCAAAACAGUACAAGGAGAAACCCACACAUGCAAAUGAUGAGAGAAGAGAAUUCUGCCCCCAAGUGUAUGUCCAAUCUUGCUCUACUGACCCUCAAUGGGACAAUAAGUGCACAAGGGAGUCACUCAGACAUGCAAGGAGUAAAGACAGGGAAUUUUUCAUCCGGCCUGCCACUUCUGACAUCAAAUUAGCAAAAAGGUACAUAAUAACAGAGGAUCGCACAUAUGCGGAGGAUAAGGAUGCAGAUUUAUGUCUCCCAAAGGACUUGCACUCUCCCACUUCUGCUGGCAAACUGGCCAAAAAUUAUGAAAAGGAACAUCUUACGCAUGCUAAAAACAAGGAUGAUGAAAAUAACUUCAGGUCUCCAAUUUCUGACACUAAAGUGCCCACUAAGUGCACAACGGAGAAUCUCACACAUACAAAGGAUAGUGGAGAAAUCUACCUCCCAGUGGACACUUUUGAAACAAAAUUGGACAAUAAGUACAGAAUGAUAGGGUGUCUCACACAUUCAUAUAACAAAGACCAAGAAUUAUGCCUCGUGUCUCCUACUUCAAAAUUGGCUGACAAAUACAAGAAGAAUCUCAGAGGUGCAAAAGAUGAGGAUACAGACCUCUGCCUUCCAAAAGACCUCUGGAGUCAUACUUGUGAUACCAAUGUUGUGGAUCUGACACAGGGGCCCUCCUGUGCAUCCAAAACAUCCAUCUCAGCCACUUUGAAUAAGAAUGAAACCACUGAACCAAAUCUUACAGUUACUCCCGUGCCAAAAACAGAAGACCCCAGUAAACUUUUAGAAACAAUCCAAACUGAUGGGCAUAUGGAGUCGAACUCCGAAGACAGGCUCUAUGACCCAGAGUUUUCUAUAACAACGGAUAAUGCCAAAUGGCGUGUCAUCCAGGCCCACUUGGAGAAACUGAGAAAGAUGGAGCCUUUACUGCAGGAGGAACAAACCCUUCUAUGCAAGCAACCUCAAAUGGCAUUUUUGGAUUAUGUGGACAAGCUUGAGGAGAUCCAGGAUCGCAAUGCUCAGUAUCUGCGCAGCAUGAGAACCAAGCUACGAUUAUAUCGUAUGACUAGCUCCUUUUCUGAGUCCGACCAUAAACAAGGGGAACAAUAGUAAACUUGUGGUUUCAAUCAAAUGAGGUCACAAAGAGUGUUUGCAUUCAGUCACUCAGGAAUAAAACCCACAUGUUUAUUUGCUAUUUAAGAUGUUUGCUUUUCAACUGAGAAA